Messenger RNA from Hydractinia symbiolongicarpus, 2082 nucleotides. Its product is annotated as protein FAM210B, mitochondrial-like. The transcript has 2 exons. The coding region runs from base 407 to 979 and encodes 190 amino acids. The record is from RefSeq and is a predicted model, not a curated record. NCBI's taxonomy places the organism in Eukaryota, Metazoa, Cnidaria, Hydrozoa, Anthoathecata, Hydractiniidae. Gene Ontology annotation, cellular component: mitochondrion.
UGGGGGCUUUGUGGACCCAAGAAGGAUUAUUCUGUUGUGAACGCGUGUUGGAUCAUGUGACUCACAAAUUUUAAACACUCUCUGCCUCCAUGGUUGCAAAAGUAGCAACCUGCAGCCUGUUGGCUGCAUAGCAUCAUAAUGUCACUACCAAGCAGUUGUGGUAAGUGAAUAAAGAGGGAUGACAAAAAAAGUAAAGCAUCAUAGAAUUAACAAGAUCUACACUACCUGAUAUAAAACGUGUGCAUUAAGCAGUAAUUAUUUUUAAAAAAGGAUUGUUGCCAUGCUUUGUUUCACAUACACUAUUUUAAAUAAUUUAUGAUAAAAUAACUUUUAUAGACUUUAUAUUUUUAGAAAGAAAUAUUUAAUUAAUAUAUUACCAUUGAUGUUCUUGUGACAUUUGGAAAAGAUGAGUUUUAGUACAGUUGCAAUAAUGAGAAACCCAUCCUUCCGUUUAGCACAUCGAUGUUUGAACUUAACAAAACUGAAAUGUCCUUGUGGCAUUCUUUUUUCUAAUUUUAAGCAAAUACCCAAGCCUUCAACCAGAAUACAGACAUUAUAUACAUCAUGUAUUCUUUAUGAUAAUGAUUCAAACAAACCAAUUGAUGUUGCAAAAGAAAAUGGAAAGGGCACUGAAAAGGAAGGCAAGUUAAAGCAAACAGGACAGUUAGCAAAGGUUUUUGCUGAAUAUGGUACAACAGCUGUUGUGUUUCAUACCACUAUUUCUUUAACAUCUCUUGGUAUAAGUUACAUGGCAGUAAGCAGUGGUAUCGACGUUGUUGGACUAAUGCAAAAGUUAAAUUUAAUCACAGAAGCUUCAACACAAGCUACUGUUGCUGGAGGUGCUACGACUUUCGUUAUUGCAUAUGCUUGUCACAAAGUUUUUAUGCCACUGCGUAUUUUCGCCACAGUCACCUGCACUCCACUGAUUGUAAAGAAACUUCGACAGAUUGGAUUACUAAAGAUACCAGCUAAGAAAUAACUUGUCUAUAUAUCCGGAUUUUUUUUAUCUAUUUUGAUAAUGUUCACAUUUGGCAAUCGUGUUGUUCUUCGAGCUCUCUUUGCUUGUAUAAUUAUUUGAGUUUAAUUUUUGGGCAAGAAGAAGAAGAAGAGACAUUACUAUAGGCAUGAUCUCAUACGUUGCGAUUUAAAACGGGUGUUAUUUUGUUUACGACUGCUCUGCCAUAUAAUGUGAGUUGACAAGUUUGAAUAAAAAAACACCAUAGCUUUGUACUGCAUUUUUUAUUUGCCACUAUGCGUAUACUUAUUUCUGUUAUGCUGCGAAUGUUAGUUAAUUAUUUGGAAGAUUUUUGAGACCGAAUAACUUUGAAGGUAAUCCGAGGUAAUAAAGAUAAUUCUAGAGCCCAGAAAAUUGUUUAAGAAGUCUUUAAAAAAAUUUUUUUUGAAGAAGAUAUUUACGUUCGCAUUUCAAGUUUUUGACACGUGGUCAAUAUUCACCAUUUACCUGUAAAAGGAUAUAAAUUCAAAUCUUACCAAUAGAACAGGAUAGUAUUUAUGUCCUUUGUUUCUUAGUUUUGCACAAUAUUAUUGACAUCUAAAGUGGCAUUUUUCAAAUAAGGUUUUUUUAAAAAUGGUAACUAAUCGGACCACACAUUUACGUAGUAAAGUGAUUUAUAUUUUAUGUGGAUAACCUCGUUAAUAUCGAGGGAUAUACCCUGUUUAAAGCUCUCAUUUGAGCUAUAAAGAUCUCUGAAUAUUCUACCCAACUAGAUAACAGUCUGUCACAAUUUUUUGUCCUAAUUUUCUCUUUCUAAUCAAAAUUUCGUCACUUAAGGGUGACAAGAUAAAAUCAUGUAACGCUUUUUUAGCAUUUUUUUUUUGUUUUGUGUAACUGGUUAUUAGUUUUUAAGGUUGGAUUUACACGUUAAUUUUUGUACUUACUGUCGCCUUUAAUAUUUAGAUUUUAUUUAUAAAGGAAGAGAGCUAGAUUUUAUAUAUAUUUAAUAUUCCCUAUAGUAAAAAUGUACUGUGGAAGAUCACGAGAGAUAGGGUGUAAUUUUUCUUUAUCAAAUGACGCUAAAAAGUUUUAUACAAUAAAAACGUCAAAUUUUCAGGUAAACUGGC